AUGCUUGAGGCUUAGAUACAUAGUUUGUCAAGAUUAAAUUUGCCACGUUUCAUUUAAUCUAUUCAUAAACACUGACACGUGCAAGGUGAGGGGCGUUCAGGACGAGGGCGUCAGGGUGCUAAUACAUUUUACAUUUAAUUUUAAUACAUUUAAUACAUUGGUUAAUACAUUUUAUAGUGAAACCACAAAUGUUGCUCUCUUUUCUGCUGUCUUUUUUUGCGGGUCUAAAACUUUUGUUUGCAAGUUGAAAAGUUUUGCUUACGACUUAAGCCGUCUCUCAGUAGGCGGUCUCUACCCACCAGGAUGAAAGGCCUUUUUCUUUUGGUCACCCUCGAUUGAAGUCACAGGUUGACCACGCCCACUCUGUUUCCCCCGGAAACCCCACCACUGGCCCUGCAGUCUGACAGAAGAGCCAGUGAGGUUAUAUCAUGACAAACAACGGGUCGUGUACUGGGUAAGAUAACUAACUUAACAUCUUAAACUCAGUGACAAGUGAACUUAAUUAUUAUCUUCUCUCAUGCUCUCCCAUCUAAAUACGUAACGUUAGCUAAGCCCAUUGUAGAUUUGAUAAGCCAACAGUAUAGCUAGCUCCCAGAACCCCCAAUAGUAAAGCGGAGGACAAUAUUUUUAGAUUAUAGAUUUUAGAUUAUAGAUUGUUAUAGCUUCAGUGAAGUAAGGUGAGUAAUGGACAUCAAAUAACUAGCUCAUUUGGCAUUCAGUUUUCUAAAAACAACGAUUUAGGACCGAUGUCUGUAAAUUCUGACCUCACCCUAGUCUACAGAACUGUGUAUUGUGCAUUUUAAUAACAGGUUUGUUUGUAUCUUUAAGACCUGUGCAGUGACAGUUGCAAAACGUAUUACUUCAAUAGUAAGGACUGAUAUUCAGGACUUGUCAGCCAGUGCCACUGUAGCCUUGCAAAGACUUUGCUUUGAAGACCUUUUAAUGAACUAACUUCCACAUUUCAAUAUGCCCCUGACUCCCUAACCCCUACUCCAAACAGCGUAGAAUUCUAUUAGUGCAACAUCACAUUUUUCUUUUCUGUUUGCAGGAAUAAGAUUUGGUGUUGAUGGAGGAAGCACCAAAUACAAUGCAAAACCUUAGGCCUGAUGCAACAUCAUCCAAUGUCGCAAUCACCCUCAGGAGACACCAGCCUGCAGCAUCGCCCAGUGGCCAGUCGGCAGUACUGCACUGUUUCCAACAGUGGAGUUGAGCGACGCACCUCUGCCCCUCCAAUCAGUAUUGAGUCUCCUCGUUUUCACCCUCGGGCCAAAGGCAAAAAUAUCCGACUGGAUGCACAACUGCGCCGGGCCACCCGGAAGAACAGCUUCUGCAAUGGCAUCACCUUUAGCCAGCGUCCUGUGCGUCUGUAUGAGAAGGUGCGGUUGCACCUCUCAGGUGUUCACACAGGCUGGAGCGGAGCUCUACGUUUUGGUUUCACCAGCUUAGACCCUAGCGAGCUUGCCAUAGCUGAGAUUCCCAAAUAUGCUUGCCCUGACCUGGUGACGCGGCCAGGAUAUUGGGCCAAAGCCCUGCCUGAGAGGCUGGCCACGCGGGACAAUGUUGUGGCCUUCUGGGCUGACCGACACGGCCGGGUCUUCUACAGCAUCAAUGAUGGCGAGCCUAUCCUCUUCCACUGCGGUCUCAGUGUUGGCUGCCCGCUCUGGGCCAUCAUAGACAUCUAUGGAAUCACUCAAGAAGUUACUUUACUGGAGAGCACAUUUGCUGAGAGCGUGGGCACGAGCUGUCUGAGUAGCGCUCGACUCAGUGCCUAUCUUCCCCAAAGCAACCACGACUCGGCCAACUACAGCAACAACCAGCUAGAGAGCAACCAGGCCGCGGCAGCAAAAUUUGCUACGCUACAGCUCAGCAACUACAACCAGAUCAUCCCCUGCUGCUCCACUUCCACAACUCCCUCUUCAUCCACCUCCUUCAAUGUACAAAGGGCCGCCCGCGGGCUCCCCAUGCCCCUUGAUGCUGACCUGCAUUUUCACCCAGUGCGAGGCCCUGACGUGGUUCUCUCGAACGAUCGCACGGUUGCAUGUACACACUUCCUGGACAGCAGCAGGACGUUGAUGUUCAGUGACAGGCCCGUCCGGGUGGGCGAGACGCUGUAUGUGGAGGUGGGCCAUCUGGGCUUGCCUUACUUUGGGGCUCUUCUCUUUGGUAUGACCUCCUGUGAUCCAGGCACUCUCAGUGCUGGAGAGCUGCCAGCUGACCCAGAGGUGCUUCUGGACCGCAAGGAGUAUUGGGUGGUCUACAGGGGUUUUCCUGUACCAGCGGCAGGCGAUGUGCUCAGCUUUACCUUUCUGGCCAAUGGGGAGGUGCAUCAUGGAGUCAACGGAGGGACACGCGGUCGUCUCCUGUGUGUCGACUCCUCUCAGGUUCUGUGGGCCUUCUUCACACUGCAUGGAGCCGUGAACCGGCUCAGAAUAUUAGGAACUGUUCAGGCCAGCCCUCCCACCUCCCCAUUAGUGUCUCAGGCUUCAACGCCUGAUGAUAGUGACUCUGAUCUGGCUUUCACUGUCAACAGAUCCUCAUCAGCAUCUGAAUCCUCUCUAGUGACGGCUCCCAGCUCUCCUCUCAGUCCACCGGUUUCGCCAUCUCUUUCUGCAUCUGACACAGCCCUGAGCAGCAAGAGCAGUGAGUGCACAGUGUGUUUCGAUCAGGAGGUGGACACCGUCGUCUAUACAUGUGGACACAUGUGUUUGUGUAAUGACUGUGGACAGAGGCUCAAGAGACAGAUCAACGCAUGUUGUCCGAUCUGUCGGAGACCUAUAAAGGAUGUCAUAAAAACCUACAGACCAUGAAGGGACUAACACAUUUUCUAUCAAAUUAUUCAGUAAAAACCUUGGUAGCUGUGGUUUAAUAUCUGGACUAAACCUGUAUUUAAGACUGUGUGUGUAGCUUUGAUUUAUGUAGCAUUAAGCUCUUGUCCAUAUCUCUUUCACCUCAUACAUUAACGGUCAGAAGUUUGGGAUCAGUAAGACUUGUAAUGUUUUUAAAGAAGUCUCUUAUGCUCUUCAAGGCUAACUUUAUUUGAUCAAAAAUUCAGAAAAAAGAGUAAUCUUGCAAAAUGUUGUUACAAUAUAAGCUAUUGGUUUCCAUUUUAAUAUCCUUUAAAAUAUAAUUUAUUUCUGAGAUGCAAAGCUGAAUUUCCAUCAGCCAUUACUCCAAUAAAAAGUGUCACAUGAUCCUUAAAGGGUUCGUUCACCCAAAAAUGAAAAUUA
Molecule: messenger RNA, 3227 nt
Organism: Carassius auratus (goldfish)
Lineage: Eukaryota; Metazoa; Chordata; Actinopteri; Cypriniformes; Cyprinidae
Gene: neurl1b
Product: neuralized E3 ubiquitin protein ligase 1B
Exons: 5
Coding region: 1107-2807 (566 amino acids)
Biological process (GO): ubiquitin-dependent endocytosis
Cellular component (GO): early endosome
Molecular function (GO): ubiquitin protein ligase activity
Source: RefSeq, a predicted model, not a curated record